Drosophila ficusphila is the source of this 1365-nucleotide messenger RNA. RefSeq names its product deoxyribose-phosphate aldolase (gene Dera). Gene Ontology annotation, cellular component: cytoplasm. Gene Ontology annotation, molecular function: deoxyribose-phosphate aldolase activity. Gene Ontology annotation, biological process: carbohydrate catabolic process; deoxyribonucleotide catabolic process. NCBI's taxonomy places the organism in Eukaryota, Metazoa, Arthropoda, Insecta, Diptera, Drosophilidae. Bases 234 to 1280 code for a protein of 348 amino acids. The transcript is spliced from 3 exons. The record is from RefSeq and is a predicted model, not a curated record.
CUUCGGAGUAUAUACUAGUUUGUUUGUCACUGGUGAUCUUGUAACGGUUUCGGACUCUUAAAUUAUCAGUUAAUUUGCGCGAUCUGGCAACGCCACAAUCAGCUGCUCAUAAAUAAAAUUGAUAAGAUUGCUCUUCCCAUUUCUUUCGGUUGAGGUUCCGGAGAAGAUUAGAGGUCAAGAGCGAUUGGAUCUAAAUUUUGGAGUUUAUUUUCAAGUGAACAAUAAUCAGCAGCAUGGAUGUAAAGGAAUUGGAAGUAAACAAAACCCUACCCUUUGACCCCUCCCUACUGACGGUCAACAUCUCGCUGCGUCAGAUUGAGGAGAUCGCCAUGACGGUGUCCCAGCGAUGCCAUGUAACCGGGGCUAACGAGAUCGCCUGGGCACUGAGAGCUCUAAUGCUCACAGAUCUGACCACCCUGGCAGGAGAUGAUACGGCGGCAAACGUCCGAAGGCUGUGUCUUCGCGCCUGCUAUCCCUUUGAGCCCCAGUUCUUUGACAAGUUCUUUGACCGGGCUCUCAUCUCGGAGAUGCACACGGCAGCCGUUUGCGUUUAUCCCGCACGGGUGAAGGACGCUUACCAAACGCUCCAGCAGUACGACAAACUGGAUCAGGUGGCCAUUGCAGCGGUGGCCACUGGCUUUCCCACGGGCCAGUACGGCUUGCAGACUCGUCUGCAGGAAAUCAGCCACGCUAUUCUGGCCGGCGCCACCGAAAUCGACAUUGUAAUCAACCGCCAGUUGGCUCUGGUCGGCGACUGGGAAGCUCUCUACAACGAAGUCGUGCUUAUGCGCAGUGCCUGUGGACAGAGGGCCCAUCUGAAGACUAUUCUAGCUAUCGGUGAACUGGGCACCAUGGAGAAUGUCUACAAAGCCGCCAUGGUUUGUAUGCUGGCUGGAGCGGAUUUCAUCAAGACCUCCACAGGAAAAGAGACCAUAAACGCCACCCUUCCUGUUGGCCUCGUUAUGAUUUUCGCAAUUCAGGAGUUUAAGCGUCGCACUUGCCAGAUUGUCGGCUUAAAGCCAGCUGGAGGAGUAAAGACAGUUCGAGAUGCCAUCGCCUGGAUGACGCUAGUAAAUGAAACAUUAGGUAUCCGUUGGCUACGCCCUGAGAGGUUCCGAUUCGGAGCUUCCGGAUUGCUUGACGAUAUUGAACGCGUGGUGCGCGAGGGCGUUAAAAAACUGGAGGAGGAGGAGGCCCUAAAAAAUCAGCCUAUUUCUCGCGAGGCUGCUGCCGCCGAAACUUUCUGCAAGGAACUGCGCAAGAAGAAAGAGGCCCAGUAACUGGCGCUUUGUUUUAGCCUUUACUCACACAGAGUGCAUUUAUUGUAACAUUUUUAUACAACUGACUAAAACCUAUAAACAAAAA